GGAGGAGGAGGUGGGGGACGCGGGCUCCGAUCCCAGUAAGGGCGGACUGGGCGGACUGGGACGGGAGCGCGAGCGCUGGGCAGGCCGGGCCAGGGUCCUGCUGAGGAAGGGAACGGCGGCGGCGGCGGUCAUGAGUCCGCCCGUGGCCGGAGAGAAGCGGCCGGCUCUGGUCACCUGCACGGCGCCGGUCAACAUCGCGGUGGUCAAGUACUGGGGAAAGCGAGACGAAAAGCUGAUCCUGCCUGUUAAUUCAUCCCUCAGCGUCACCCUGCACCAAGAUCAGCUGAAAACAACCACCACAGCCGCUCUCAGCCGGGACUUCACGGAGGACCGCCUCUGGCUGAAUGGGGAGCCGGCUGACAUCGAACAGCCCCGUCUCCAGACCUGCCUGCGGGAAAUCCGUCGCCUGGCUAGGAAGCGCCAUGGUGAGAGAAAUGGGGGUGACGAGGGGGACCUCCCUCCUCUGAGCUACAAAGUCCACAUAGCCUCGGAGAACAAUUUCCCCACUGCGGCGGGCUUGGCCUCUUCUGCUGCUGGCUAUGCCUGCCUGGUCUACACUCUGGCCCAGCUCUACGGCGUGGAGGGGGACCUGUCCGAAAUUGCUCGCCAGGGCUCUGGGAGCGCCUGCCGGAGUAUGUUUGGGGGCUUCGUGCAGUGGGUGAUGGGGAGCGAUGCCGACGGCAAAGACAGCGUGGCCCAACAGGUGGCGCCAGAGACGCACUGGCCGGAGCUGCGAGUCCUGAUCCUGGUGGUGAGUGCAGAGAAGAAGGCGGUGGGCAGCACGGCCGGAAUGCAGACCAGUGUGAAGACCAGCCUCCUGUUGAAGCACCGUGCCGAGGCUGUGGUCCCGGAGCGCAUGGCCCAGAUGAUCCAGCACAUCCGGCAGAGGGAUUUUGAGGCCUUUGGUCAGCUCACCAUGAAGGACAGCAACCAGUUCCACGCCACCUGCUUGGACACCUUCCCGCCCAUCUUCUACCUCAAUGACACCUCCAAGCAAGUCAUAGCCCUGGUGCACCGCUUCAACGCCCAUCACGGGGAAACCAAAGUGGCCUAUACGUUCGAUGCCGGUCCCAACGCUGUCCUUUUCCUGCUGGAUGAGACGCUGGAGGAAUUUGUGGGAGUGGUCCAACACACCUUCCCUCCCAAGAGGAACGGAGACCAGUUUCUUAAGGGGCUCCCCGUGAAGGCAGCGAGUCCCUCGGAGGAGCUGCUGGCGGAGGUGGUCCGGGAUCCUCUCCCAGGAGCCAUCCGGUACUUGCUGAUCACCAAGCCCGGCCCAGGACCUUCGGUUGUGGACGAUGGGAGCUGCCAUCUCCUGGGAGAAGACGGGAUGCCUGCAAGCAGCAGCUGAACCUGCUGCUCUCUGGGGCUGCCCCAGAGCCAGCCAGUUGCAGGAGGGAAGGCCGGGCUGACAGGUCGCCUUUGGCUGUGGCCCAAAGGGAUCAUAUUUGAGGGUUUUUACCUGUCCUCAUCGCCCGUUUCGUACUCGGCUUCUUGAUUCGGCACCUCAAGUCUUGUGACCCCUAUUUAUAUCAGUGAAUACUCUUUCAUUUCUUGGAUACAAUUUUAUGAUUAAGAGAGGUUUCUAAAAUAAAUGAGAUCUUG
Messenger RNA from Notechis scutatus (mainland tiger snake), 1605 nucleotides. RefSeq names its product mevalonate diphosphate decarboxylase (gene MVD). Gene Ontology annotation, biological process: isoprenoid biosynthetic process; isopentenyl diphosphate biosynthetic process, mevalonate pathway. Gene Ontology annotation, cellular component: cytosol. The record is from RefSeq and is a predicted model, not a curated record. NCBI's taxonomy places the organism in Eukaryota, Metazoa, Chordata, Lepidosauria, Squamata, Elapidae. Gene Ontology annotation, molecular function: diphosphomevalonate decarboxylase activity.